Messenger RNA from Galendromus occidentalis (western predatory mite), 595 nucleotides. RefSeq names its product reactive intermediate imine deaminase A homolog UK114 (gene UK114). The transcript is spliced from 6 exons. Gene Ontology annotation, molecular function: deaminase activity. Gene Ontology annotation, cellular component: mitochondrion; cytosol. The record is from RefSeq and is a predicted model, not a curated record. Bases 85 to 531 code for a protein of 148 amino acids. Lineage: Eukaryota; Metazoa; Arthropoda; Arachnida; Mesostigmata; Phytoseiidae.
GAAUCUCGAAGAUAUCUCGGUCUAGUGACAACAACAGAUAAACUUUAAGGUCGUCCCGUCGGACUUGAGCUUCAAGUCGGAUUUAUGCGGCUGUCAUCAUCUCUGCUUCUGAAGAAUCAACUCAAGAUGGCACUAACUCGCGAAGUCAUCAAUAUCGAAGCGGCACCGAAGCCCAUCGGACCGUACAGUCAUGCAGUGCGACUCGGUCAGAUCGUCUAUACGUCGGGACAAGUUGGUUCAGAUCCGAAGACCAGGACUCUGGUUCCUGGCGGAAUCGCUGAGGAAACGAGACAGGCAUUGACUAAUUUGAGGAACAUCUUGGAGAGCGCAGGGUCGGGACUGAGCUCAGUGGCGAAAUGCACCGUGUUCUUGGCCGACAUGAAAGAGUUCGCCGACAUGAAUAAGGUCUACGCUGAAUUUUUCCCCACGCAACUGCCGGCUCGUUCCGCAUUCCAGGUCGUGGAACUACCCAUGAAAGCGCGGGUGGAGAUCCAGGCUGUGGCUGCAGUGACGGACCUCUCAAAGCUUUGAGCCAGCUCAGCGCUGCAUGAUUUUGGCCGGGAAAUAGAAAUAUAUUUACGUAGUGUCCAAGUCU